Messenger RNA from Puntigrus tetrazona (Sumatra barb), 2718 nucleotides. It is a transcript of the gene slc7a6, whose product is annotated as solute carrier family 7 member 6. Gene Ontology annotation, biological process: amino acid transmembrane transport. The record is from RefSeq and is a predicted model, not a curated record. The transcript has 10 exons. Gene Ontology annotation, cellular component: membrane. Lineage: Eukaryota; Metazoa; Chordata; Actinopteri; Cypriniformes; Cyprinidae. Bases 184 to 1668 code for a protein of 494 amino acids. Gene Ontology annotation, molecular function: L-amino acid transmembrane transporter activity.
UUUUACCGGUGUCACGUGACUUCUUGGCAGCUUGCCCUCCGUUCUUCUUGCUGUAGUUAAAGAUGCUGCCCUGUCUGUUAAUGUCACCAGUUAGACAAAGACGAUAAACAAAGGACACAACAAGGUUGGAUUAGGCAGACGGCCUUUUGUCUCCGAGUGGCACCACUUACACCUGUGGACAGAAUGGAGAGCAACGCAGAAACCAGGAAUCUGAACGCUCAGCCUGAGGGUUCCCCAGCCAUCUCAAAACCCAAAGAGAGCAUGCAGCUCAAAAAGGAAAUCUCUCUGGUGAACGGCGUCAGCCUCAUAGUGGGGAACAUGAUCGGCUCGGGCAUUUUUGUGUCGCCAAAGGGCGUUCUAAUCUACAGCGCCUCCUAUGGACUGUCUCUAGUUAUCUGGGCCAUCGGCGGCAUCUUUUCAAUAGUGGGUGCACUCUGUUACGCCGAGCUCGGCACAACAAUCACAAAGUCUGGCGCCAGCUACGCGUACAUCCUGGAGUCGUUCGGAGGCUUCAUAGCAUUUAUACGUUUAUGGACAUCACUGCUUAUCAUCGAACCAACAAGCCAGGCUGUAAUUGCCAUAACUUUUGCCAACUACUUGGUUCAGCCGCUCUUCCCCACCUGCGAGCCUCCGUAUUCUGCUUCUCGGCUCAUUGCUGCAGCUUGUAUUUGCCUGCUGACCUUUAUUAAUUCCGCUUAUGUUAAGUGGGGUACCAGGGUGCAGGAUGUCUUCACUUAUGCCAAAGUGCUGGCCCUCAUCGUCAUUAUUAUCACGGGGAUAGUGAAACUGUGCCAAGGUUUCACAAUGAACUUUGAAGAUUCUUUCCAAGGCUCAUCUCGUGACCCAGGAGAUAUCGCUUUGGCAUUGUACUCGGCUCUUUUCUCAUACUCGGGCUGGGACACUCUCAACUUCGUCACAGAAGAGAUUAAAAACCCUGAAAGGAACCUUCCUCUCUCCAUUGCAAUCUCCAUGCCGAUAGUUACGAUUAUCUACAUCCUCACAAACGUGGCUUAUUACGCCGUUCUGGACAUGAGUGCCAUCUUCGCCAGUGAUGCUGUCGCUGUGACAUUUGCUGACCACACUUUGGGAGUGAUGAGUUGGACCAUCCCCAUUGCUGUUGCUUUAUCUUGUUACGGAGGUCUUAACGCUUCUAUCAUUGCUGCAUCCAGGUUGUUCUUUGUGGGAGCUCGAGAAGGUCAUCUUCCAGAUGCUUUGUCUAUGAUUCACGUGGAGAGAUUCACACCAGUUCCUGCUCUGCUGUUUAAUUGUGCCAUGGCCCUGAUCUACCUUACAGUGGAGGAUGUUUUCCAGUUAAUUAACUAUUAUAGCUUCAGUUACUGGUUUUUUGUUGGCCUGUCUAUUGCCGGGCAGAUAUAUCUUCGCUGGAAAGAACCAGACAGACCCCGACCACUGAAGCUGAGUCUGCUGUAUCCCAUCAUCUUCUGCUUGUGUGUUGUGUUCCUGGUGGCUGUGCCACUUUAUUCUGACACCCUCAACUCACUCAUUGGAAUUGCUAUUGCCCUCUCUGGAGUGCCUGUUUACUUCUUGGGUAUCUACCUGCCAGAGUCCAAGCGCCCGCCCAUAAUCACUAAACUGUUACGUGCCAUCACCCGUUUCACCCAGUUCACCUGUUUUUGUGUGCUCACUGACUUAGACACUGUUGAUUAGAACACCUGCAAAGCCACUGGUUCGGGGGGGGAAGAGGCCAAUAUCUGGACCAACGGGAAAAAGAUCUUCCACACUUUUAAAGACACAGAUGCACUCUUAAUGUCACUGCGUUUGGAUUCUUUUUUUGUUGUUAUAAAAGGGAUCUGCUAAGGCCACAGUGCACUGCAGUAUUAGAAAUACGACCUUGAGAACGGUAUGGUAUGAAAAAGAAGGCCAUUUCGAAGCUCUGGUUCAAAAUGGCGCUCAUGAUGCAAACACUAUCUGUAUUCCUCUCAGAGAAACGAGGACAUAACGUGUGCCAUUAUGAAGAACAUGGUCAAUAAUUAGAUUAUUUAUGCAACACGUCUCCUUUUUUUUUUUUUUUUUAAUCUAACAUGAUUUUAAAGUCUAGUUUAAAAAAUGUCUAUCAGUUCAUCCAAUUUUUUUUUAAGUGAGAGAUUUUAUUUUCAUUUUCUUUAUUGUGAUUUCCUUCGCGCGAAUGUGUCAGUUCUCUUACAGUAACGGAGAGGUCGGUUAUGUUUAACUGCCCUCAUGCCUUAGGUGGUUUUUAGAGGGAAGGUGACUACAUGCAUUUGAACGUUGAAAUCUGCUGCUGUGCUUCUGUACGUGUAGAAGCAUCACAUGUUUGCUUGUGGAAGAGAUUAGGAAGGAAUAAAAGGUGAAGAGUACAUCAGAUGUGCUGGAAACAUGUCAAACAAAUUCAGGAAUGUUUAAGCGUCUCUGUACUUGGUUUGGACCACUAUCUGUUUUUGAAUGUACAAUCAUUCAGUUUUUAGAAAAUCAUGCUUACGUGUCCAUUGGCCAAACAAGCAAUAGCCUACAUUACUGGUAAAAUAUCCCAAUAAUCUCAGGAUGGAUGUCCAGACUUGAUUAAACCAGGUCACUCUGAAAAAUGUUUACCUUGAAGCACGAAACACACUGAAUAGCUUUCAAACUAUUGUUAUUUACCUUUACGUAAAAGUGUUUCUAUUAAUUUAUUGGAAAGAAUAUCAAUAAAACCUUUUUUUCUAUCAGACAAGAACUGUUUGAAUAAAGGAGUCAUGAGAUUCA